UUCAAAGCCACGGGAUUGGUAACUUCUUGGACCAAACAUGGGCGGCUUCGCAUCACUGCAUUACUGCUUCAAGGCACAGCAUAGGAUCGUACCAUUUGCGCAAGUAGCCCAACGCCAAAUUGUUAGUCUGCGGCUCAAAUCGACCGCUUUGCCAAACAGCACCGCUGCAAGACGCUCGAUUGCAUAUCGUUGCCAAUAGCCUGGACGCGCACUCUCAGACCGCCCCCUUGGCGCUCGACAAUCGGAAGCGCACAUUGCGUGGCCUGCGUGCUGUUAUCCUCCACAAGGGCCAGUGCCUUUCCCUGCACCAAAUCAGGAUGGAUACCGGCACCAACAUCGACAGUCGGGAUCCUACGAUGUCUCUCCCGCUGCAAGUCAAUCAGCGCGAAAAGCUUCUAGCGACCAGACCCUCCCUUCUAGUCCCGAUUACUCGACCUCCGCCCGUUCUUGGCAUCCCGACUUCAUACCUCAUCACGUUUGCUAUCCCUUCAGAUGGCAACAAGCCUCACAGAGGUACCACGUCUGCAAUGGACUUGCUGGCAAAUUCGAAAUUAUAUGCCAUGCCAUUUGAUUUUUCUUACAUUCCCACUUGUCGCGAUACUACUCUGCAAACUUCCUCCGGCGUCCGGACUUAGGCACCCUGAAGCGAAGGUACAUGGAGAGUACCAGCGCUAGGUUCCCCUCACAAACGUGGGUGCCCAAGCAGACGUCAUUGAAACAUUGGCUACUCCCUGGGUCAGAUCCACUGGGACAGGGGCCAUCUCCCACACCUACGGUUGGCAAUUUUACUGCUCUACCCUUGCCAAUAGAGAACACAUUUUCCGGCGAAACUGAUCUGGUCUCGUCCGGAAUGUUGCAUGCUUCACCAAUCCGAAAAAUCAAUUCUUGAACAAUUACCCUGACUACUUCCAU
Molecule: messenger RNA, 912 nt
Organism: Colletotrichum godetiae
Lineage: Eukaryota; Fungi; Ascomycota; Sordariomycetes; Glomerellales; Glomerellaceae
Exons: 1
Coding region: 318-635 (105 amino acids)
Source: RefSeq, a predicted model, not a curated record